Paramecium sonneborni is the source of this 645-nucleotide messenger RNA. Lineage: Eukaryota; Ciliophora; Oligohymenophorea; Peniculida; Parameciidae. The record is from the annotation of a GenBank genome assembly.
AUUUGAAAAUGGAAUAAGGAAUUGAAUAAUGUGGAUUUAGUAAUCGAUAUAGAUAAGUGGGAUAAAUAGUGAAUAGUGGAAAGAAGAUGAUUAGAAGAGAGGAGGAGGGUAAUAAAAUAAUAAGAUUGGAUAAAUUGAGAAAAUAAAUAGUGAAUUUAGAGAUUGAAACAAAGAAACCAAAGAUGAAAUAAAAGAAACUAAAUAGUGAGAACAUGUUAUUGAAAGAGAAAUAACAGUUAGAGGAUGACAUUAAAGAUAUAAGUUAAAGAUUAGAAAAAAUGAAAGAGAAGAAGUUAGAGAAUCGAUAAUAAUUAAAUGAUUUGUUAUAAGAUAAAGAAGUAAAGUUUAAAUUAACUAUUGUAUAUAGGAUUUUGAAUAAAGAUGGAACAAUAUUUAAAAUGAUGAUGAGAUACAAAGUUUUUAGGAACGAAUGCAAAGUAUGUGAUUAUUCAUAAUAUUAUUUUUUUGAUACUAGCUCUCCUAAACGAUGAUUAGGAACCACCUAAUAAUGAAAUAGAGAUAUUGACAAAAGAAGUAGAAGAGUUAUUGUGCUUUAAAAUAGAUGAUGAACCAUAAAUAUAAGGAAAAAGGAAAUACGAUUUAUUUACAAUAGAAGAGGAAUAAUAGGAUUUAUCUUUUACUUGA